Messenger RNA from Somion occarium, 2141 nucleotides. Lineage: Eukaryota; Fungi; Basidiomycota; Agaricomycetes; Polyporales; Cerrenaceae. The record is from the annotation of a GenBank genome assembly.
AUAACAUUUUCUACUAAGCCUCGUAAACCGGUGUACUGUGCGGCCUGUGCAGCUUCGAGUCUCCGUCCUCAAAGGGCCAACGUUGUGGGAAAAAUGCGAGUGCCAUAUUUUGGUAGGGCGACUCAAGCCAACGUUACCCUUCCCCUUACACUUUUGGAACUAAUCUUCAAUGAUUCUACUCAUUGCCUGGAGCGUUGGAACGAUUCUAUUCGCUUCACCCGUCUUCCUUCAGUACCUCAUAGUGCUUGCUUCGCUACUGACAUGUGUACGCCGCCUCUGGAGACGAUACGGAUGUAGAGUUCUGUCGAGACUUCGAUCCGUAUGGGAUGAACUUCUGCUUGAGAUCGCGAGGUAUGUCAUUAGUGCUAUGAACUCUCGCGAGAUAGUUAGGUGUUAUGUUUCCAGCUUUGACCUUGCCACGUUUGCUCAAAUUGCCUGCAACUACUUCCAUACCCAGCCCUCUUGCAUCCUGAUAAUCAACACGAUUAUCCGCACUCCUGUGAUUCAGGUAACGGAAGACUUUGCGGAAACCCAUUGCAUCUUAAUCGCCACAGAUGAUGGUAUGACUGCACGAGCAGCCUUCGGUCUCAUGUUUAAAUUAUCCAGGGGAAAUUCAAGUUAUAUAGAGGAUGGAAAGAUCGUCAACUUAGUGUUCAGUGCAUUGCGUGACCCGAGUCGACGCGUUGCUGUCAGGACACUGCGAGGAGGCGAUGCUCAACGUGCCCUCCAGUUAAUUGAGAAGUUGCUGCUGAAUGAGGAUAAUUGGAGUGGCAAACCGUCCAAGCGUGGGGCACUUCGAUCUCUUUUCAUAGAGCUUGCCCAGACUUCAAAGCAGUUCCCCAACCCAUUGAUCUGCACCCUUUCGAACGUCGCAAGGUUACCUGCUACGUGCGGCAGAUAUACGGAUAUAUAUCACGGAACACUCAAUAACACGCGCGUUGCCGUUUAUAAGUCUCGCAGGCCACAUGCGCAUCACACCAGGCCUCAACUUAUGAAGAGCGACAUUCGCGAGUAUCUGCUUGGCAGCUAUCUCCGUCAUUCGAACAUUAUUCAUUUUUCCAACAUCGAUCUCACUUCAUUCCCGGGAUCGCUCUGCGGUAUCUCACCCUUAGUCGACAAAAGCGAUAAUGCCAUCCUCCGACGUAUCUCAAAUUCGAGACAAUCACCAAGCGUUUCCCAGUUGAACCGAUGGCUUCUGGACAUCGCGGAGGCCGUUAUAUACUUGCAUAGCGAAGGAGUUGUCCAUGGUAGCCUUCGAUGUGAGAAUGUGACCUUGACGACGGAUGGUAGAGCGCAGUUGUCAGGCUUCAGUCUUUCGGACUUCACAGACUACUGCACUGAGGAAGAUAGCUACUAUACUGAAGACCGCGCCUAUGAACAUGAACGUUGGCAACCGCCGGAGGUUCUGUGCCCAGAUCGCUUCAAAUCAUAUCGUCCGACCCGUGCGAGCGACAUCUAUUCCUUUGGGUGCUUCUCCAUGGAGUUAUACAAUAGAGCACCGCCAUUCCAUUACAUGUCCAAAAUGGCGAGAAGAAGCUUGGUCAUCAGUGGCAACAUAGUUCCCAUUCGCCCACGCACGCCGGAAAACGUCGAGAUGCCUGACGCGCUGUGGGACUUGGCAGUCCAAUGCCUAUCAUCUACUCCAGACAGCCGCCCCCAGAUGAUUGCUUGGAGACGUAUUUGCGGAGGAUGAUGAAAGCAGAAAGCAGCCUCAGUGAGCCUUCAAGCAAUUUCAUAGUAGUGUUUGAAUUACAUUGAUUUCAUCAUGUGUAUCUCAUUCCCCUGCAGGUGCAAAGUAGAGAAUCGUACCGUAUAGUGGCGCAGAUGGAUGAGUAAGGUUGGGAACCGAUUGACUUCCGAUAACAACCUCGGCUUCGCCGGCCACUGCAUUAUAACUUAUAAGUGCAUUGCAGCUAUAGUACUAGUAUGUACGCGAAAACUGUGCUUUUGACGCAUCACAUUGGACUCGGAAGAAGUCGUGGUGAACGUCCAUUGUUUGCCAUAAUAGUCAUGUCUUUGUGAAUGCGGUUGAUGGGCAGGACAUUAACAUUUCACAUCAGCGUCUGUACCUAAGUUCGGUGGCUAUAAGUAGGCGACGGGAACUUUAACAUGCUAUAAUGGAACAUCGUGCAUCAGCUGCC